GUUCCCCUUGCUUUGGAAUCCUUAGCUUCCCAUGCAUCUGUAACUGGAACUGGGGGGGUUUCUGUAAUCACCUCAAACAAACCCUCUUUCCGCAGAAUUGCCUCUGCAUACAGAACCCAGUCGGCAUAAUUUUUCUUGUUGAGCUUGGGAAUCCCACAAGCAUCCUGAAGGGCCAUCAUGACUCUGGCAUUAGCCUUCAGCGUCAUAUAUGCUGCUUUAAAUCUUGCUGCGUCACUGCUGCAGCUGCCUUAUUCCAAAAGCGCACUUAAAAGUUACUUUCGAUUUCCCCAGCAUAGUGACUUGUGCCUGGGAGCCUUUUGCCUAUUCCCGGCAAAACCGGCUUUAAAGGUUCAAAGUCCAGCCAUAAAGCCAUUAACUUGAAGCUGGCAGGCUGCCCGGAGCAGUAGCACAUACCUCAUCAAUCACCUCUACGCGCAGAGCAGAUUCCGUUUCCGAUCUGUCCCUCUGCAUUCCGAUCCUUUGCUGGCACUCCGAUUCGACUUCUGGAGCCCAUAACCACGUGUUAAAUUAAAGCAGAGUCUCGUGCCCAGCGGAAGGAUGAGGAGUACGUGCUGCAUACUCUAUAUUGCUUUAUUUACAGUUCAAAGCUGGUAUAUUACAGAAAGACAUCUUGCCUCUGCCGGAGCAGAAAAUGCAUCCUCUCUCCUCGACAGCUCGGAGAGAAACACACAGUGAAAAACAGGAAACCAGUGUACGUCACAUCCAGCCUCCCUUUCCCGUGAGAAACUCCAACAGUACAGACUGUGGAAUGUAAACACCUGUCUCGUGACAAGCCCUUUCGCUGCACAGUGAAGGAAAGCAGAAACCAACAGAACCUCCUUUCUCCUCCUGAGGCGAUUCCGUCCCUGCUUUAUUUCACCCGCGGCGCGCCGGAAACGGCCUUCGGAGACCGGAAGCGCCCCUUUGCGCAGGCGCAGAACCUCCUUUCUCCUCCUGAGGCGAUUCCGUCCCCGCCUUAUUUCACCCGCGGCGCGCCGGAAACCGCCUUCGGCGACCGGAAGCGCCCCUUUGCGCAGGCGCAGAGCCUCCUUUCUCCUCCUGAGGCGAUUCCGUCCCUGCUUUAUUUCACCCGCGGCGCGCCGGAAACGGCCUUCGGCGACCGGAAGCGCCCCUUUGCGCAGGCGCAGAACCUCCUUUCGCCUCCUGAGGCGAUUCCGUCCCCGCCCUAUUUCACCCGCGGCGCGCCGGAAACGGCCUUCGGCGACCGGAAGCGCCCCUUUGCGCAGGCGCAGAGCCUCCUUUCUCCUCCUGAGGCGAUUCCGUCCCCGCCUUAUUUCACCCGCGGCGCGCCGGAAACCGCCUUCGGCGACCGGAAGCGCCCCUUUGCGCAGGCGCAGGGCCUCCUUUCUCCUCCUGAGGUGGCUGAGGCGAUUCCGUCCCCUCCUUAUUUCGCCCUCGGCGCGCCGGAAGCCGCCUUCGGCGAGCGGAAGCGUUCCUCCGCGCAGGCGCAGAGAGGCGUUUACCCCCCCUGAGGCGGCUGAGGCGAUUCCGUCCCCGCCCUAUUUCACCCUCGGCGCGCCGGAAGCCGCCUUCGGCGAGCGGAAGCGUUCCUCCGCGCAGGCGCAGAGCGGCGGCGGCUUGUCCCCCUGCGUGAGGCGGCCUCGGCGGCGGCGGCGAUGCUGUUCUCCCUGCGGGAGCUGGUUCAGUGGCUGGGCUUCGCGCCCCUGGAGCUGCUCCUGCAGGCGCUGGCGCUGCUGGCGGCGUCGGCGCUGCUGGUGCUGAAGGCGGACGGCGGGGAGUCCGGGGCGGCGCUGAGCUGGUGGGCGGUGCUGGCGGCCUUCUUCGCGGCCGACGGGCUGAGCGCCUACUUCAGCACCAUCGUGUCGGUGCGGCUCUUCCAGGACGGCGAGAAGCGGCUGGCGGUGCUGCGGCUGCUGUGGGUGCUGACGCUGCUGAGCCUCAAGUUCGUCUUCGAGGUGCUGCUGGGCCAGAAGCUGGCGGGCCAGAGCCGGGAGCUGUGGUUCGGGCUGCUGCUCUCGCCCGUCUUCAUCCUGCUGCAGCUGCUGAUGAUCCGGGCCUGCAGGGUCAACUAGGGGCCCGGGGAGGGAGGGAGGGAAGGAAGAAGCACAGCCAGGAGGAGGACGACGGUGAAAGCGAAAUAUAAGGCCGGGGAAAGGAGAGGAAGGCAAAGGGAGUGAAAAGGAAAGAAAGGCAAAGGAAAGAAGCAAAGCAAGGCAAGGGAAAGAAACCGAAAGAAAGGCAAGCGCACAAGACACACACACACCCCACAUCCACCUGCAGCAGCGGCUGAGCACGGAGAAAGGAGGCGGAAGAAAGCAAAGCACGCAUGCAGCAGCUGAGCGCUUGGAUCUGGCCCAGGGAGAAGAGGCGGAGGAGAGCAAAGCAACAAACACCCCCACCAUACACCUGGGAGAGGAGGCGGAGGAGAGAGAGGCAAGACCAAGCAAGAACGCCGUCCACACCUGCCACACCAGCAGAGCGCUCUGGACUGUGCCACAGAGAGGAGGUGGAGGAGAGCAAUGCAAAGCAAACACAACUCUGGCCGGCUGAGCUCUCAGGACCCGCCUAGACAGAGGAGGCAGCGGCAGGGCUCAGCUCCUCUUCCACGGCCACCUACCCAAAGCAUCCUGAUGCUCCUUCCCACUGCGCCAUCACGGCAAGGAACUGCACCCGCCCUGCAUGUACCGGGGUGACUGCUUUUGCAUCCUCGCUUGGGCCCUGCAGUGCUGCCCUCGGACCCUUUGCCGCCCCGUGAGCCUAUCGGACCCUCCCUCCCCCCAAAAAAGGUUGCACCCCUGGGGUAGUUAUUUAAGAAUAAAAACUCACAACCUGGGAGAAAUAUUAGCAGCGAUCUCUGAAUUGCAGGGGGUUGAACUAGAGGACUUUGGGGGUCCUUCCAACUCUGUGAUGAUUCUGUGGAUAUCUUUCCCCAUCCUGGAAUGGCCAUUGCGUGCAUCCCGCCAACUCCUACAUUCCUGGUAUCAUAGAGCAAAAACAAGUUUGCCAGCGUCUUCUGAACAUGUGCAGUUUUGCAAUUUAUUUAUUUUUUAGGACACUUCAUCAUUGUACCACCAGGAAUGAAAUGAAACCUUCCGGCCCUUUCAAGUCUGCCCUGAUACCAGAAAGGUUUACUUGAGAGUGGAGGGAUGGCACCAGUUUGUUUAGAAAAACAAUAAAAGUUUAAAAAAUACAAAAAUGAGG
Messenger RNA from Podarcis lilfordi (Lilford's wall lizard), 3183 nucleotides. Lineage: Eukaryota; Metazoa; Chordata; Lepidosauria; Squamata; Lacertidae. The record is from the annotation of a GenBank genome assembly.